Homalodisca vitripennis (glassy-winged sharpshooter) is the source of this 2509-nucleotide messenger RNA. RefSeq lists its product as uncharacterized. The coding region runs from base 223 to 921 and encodes 232 amino acids. The record is from RefSeq and is a predicted model, not a curated record. The transcript is spliced from 5 exons. NCBI's taxonomy places the organism in Eukaryota, Metazoa, Arthropoda, Insecta, Hemiptera, Cicadellidae.
CGACACCACUACUCAGGUCAGGUUUCAGUCUGUGGUUUACGUGACGUUUUGCUCGGGUUUCUCUGUGUACCCACCAACGUCAUCGACCGAGUUCGUAAUAUUGCCACAGUGUCAUAGUAUUGCGUUUUCGAAUAUGGUCAUGGUCAAAUUGAUGGUUGCAUAUUUUUAAAACGAGUAUACUAAUAUUUUGAUUUAGAGCGAGGAAAAUAGGAACAUUUUAAAAUGGAAAUUCAGGAUGUUGAGACGUUUGCUGCAAAUUUAAGAGAACAAGGUUACUUUUUAAUGGUAGAUGAUGAUGGUGAACCAAUUUGUAACGAGGAUGGAAAACUACUAGUUUGCCAAGAGAAAAAUGAAGAAAGUAUAUUGCCCGUGCCAGACUGUGAAGUUAUAAGAAAACUGUAUGGUAUACCAUUAGAAGAACAACCUGUGGAUGUUAAAGUUGAAGUUAUUAAAGAAGAUAAAUUUACUGUGGAUUAUAACGUGGAAGAAAUUGUCAUCGACAACUCAGGUAAAAGCAACAACAGAUGCAACUUUGUGUGGUUGGGCCAGAGAUCUAAAGACUGUCAAGAAGCGACAAAAGCACUCAUCGAACUCUAUGGUAGUGAAGAAAAUCAGUUGUUAAUGAAUGAUAAACAUACAAUCAAACAAAAGAUUUGGGAAAAAAUUGCAAUUGAUAUAGAGAGCAGAGGUUAUAAAAUAGCUAAUAAUAGAAGAGACGCAGGUCUAAGAACUUUCCAGAAGUGGAGAAACAUGGAGCGGACAUAUUGGAAGUAUCUCAAAAACCCAUGUAUUUUUGGAGAGGAUAAAAGACGAAAAAAACCAUCCUUUUUUGAUGGUGUACAUUCUGUUAUUUCGAAAAGGAAUUGUUACAGAAAGGAAGAACCACCUAAGACUUGGGGAAAAACAGAAAAGUGGCAGUGACUUUCAAAUUAAAUCAACAUCACAUGUAUUUCCACAAAUUAUACAACUAAAAUACAGAAGAGGAUCUUCAGUUGUAGAACCUAAGAUAAUAAAAGAAAGAGAGUCCAGCUCAAGUGCUAUAGAAACUUUACUUAAAUUAUUGGAUACAGACAAAUACCAGACGUUGCUCCAUGGGGAUGCCAAGAAAAUAUGGAAAAAUCUAUGCAGUGAUCUCGAACUGAAGGGAUUCCUCGUAAAAGGAGAUACAGUAGAAGAAAAAUGUCAUAAUAUUUCACAAAUAUGGAAGAAAAUGAAAAAAACUUUACUACAAUAUGAACGUGAAAAACAUUUAAGGAAAGAUUGUAAUAAACCCAAGUAUUACGAUCUUUUAUUUAAAACAGUGUCAAAAGAACUGAUGGGGUUAAAAUCUUAUGAAGAAGAUGUCAAUGAAAGCAACUUACAAACUGAUCACGAUUAUGAAGGUACAUUUCAACAGAAGAAAUCAGUGAGUUUUGUUGGCGAGACUGUCUCAACUGAUCCUACUGCGAGCUCUCCUCGUGUGGCCAAGGGUCUCUCAAAUGACCCUAAACUACCGAAGACCCCUGCACCAACAAGUGUACCAACGUCCUCGACUGAGAAAACCGACCAAAUCCUUUUGGAAAUAAAAAAUCUUCAUGAAACCGCACUAGCUGCACAACAGCAAAGCUUUACUAAAAUAAUAUCUGUGUUAGAGGAACAGGCUGGACACUUGAAAUCAUUAAAUACAAUGUUUUCACAAUAUGUUAUUAACAAUUCAAUGAAGUCUAGGUCAAGACAUAAUCAUAAGAGUAAAUCUAGGCAUUAUAAUAACUCUACAGAUAUGAUAGUAGAAGAUGGGCUUUGAUUCACUAGUAUUAGUUAGGAUAAUUAAAUAUUCAUGUGUAAUAUUUAUAUUAUAUUUUUUUGUAAAUAUCAUGUUUUCUGACAUUUUUAUCUGUAUCAUACAUGACCUCUUAAAUAACUAACUAAAUAUAAUAAAAGUUGUAUGAUUUAAAACCAUUGUAAAGAAAGGAGUUCUGUUAUGAUCUUAUACAAUGAUAAAAUCAUCAUGACAAGCCUUUAGGAGAUUUGUUACUAGUCACAAAAUAAAUAUUUGGAGAUACAUUUAUUGUUUCUGCAUAGAAACGUAUGAUUUACACUAGUAAAUUAAAUUUAUUAAUGAUAAGGCAUCUUUCCACAAUAGUCUACAGCAACUCAAAAUCACAUAAUGUGCCCAUGGCACGUCUUAAACAUUAUCCCUAAACAACAUUAUUGUUGGGGUUUUUUUUUAAUGGGCUUAGUUCAUCCUAUCUCUAUCCCUGUUCACAACAUAUUGUAAUGACAAAUUGAUGGAUAAACUAAUUUUCAUCUGUUUUCUGGUUUACAUUGUGAUGAAAGAUUGCUUACACAAUAAAAAUUCUUUAAAUAUUUUUGGCCUUGCAAUGGAGAGCCAUCCUGUCAACAGAUGUUAUACUGAAAUACAGUUAAUCAGAAAAGCAGAUGAUACUUAUAACAUUGGUCAUGUAAACCUAAGAUAAGGUAAAACUAAUUUAUGUGUGCUGGCAAAUACAAAACCAAAAUGUCAGAAAAA